Molecule: messenger RNA, 792 nt
Organism: Trichoderma gamsii
Lineage: Eukaryota; Fungi; Ascomycota; Sordariomycetes; Hypocreales; Hypocreaceae
Exons: 1
Coding region: 1-792 (263 amino acids)
Biological process (GO): regulation of transcription by RNA polymerase II
Molecular function (GO): DNA-binding transcription factor activity, RNA polymerase II-specific; RNA polymerase II cis-regulatory region sequence-specific DNA binding
Source: RefSeq, a predicted model, not a curated record
AUGCAGCGUGUUGGAACCAAUCCGCCCUCGGGGUUUUCUGACUUGCACUUUGACUCGCUGAAUCAAGUCAGCACCGAUGAUGGCAGUGAAUACCCGCUGCCAACAGCAUUCGAGCCAUGGGAUGCAAUACGGUAUUACACACAGCUCACAAACGAUGACGCGGCCACGGCCAUGGAUCCAAAUCUACUGAUAACCUCCAAAUCUGCCGGCUUAGGAAGCGAAUAUGACAGUCAAUUUCUAAUGUUAUCAAUGGAUGGAUCGCCAAUAUUAUCCGAAACUUCACCUAAUACCUCCAGUACACAUACCCAGCCAUCGCCAAGCUCUGUCACCAGGGAAGAGCAAAGCACGGCCAGAAAAAAUAAGCGCAAGAGAGGACCGCAAAACUCCCGCAAUCAGACCGAAAAGAAGGAGCAGGUCAAGCAGCGGAACCGGGUAGCCGCAUCCAAGUGCCGACAGAAGAAGAGAAACAAGGUGGACGAGCUGAAGGAGCAACGUUCAAUUCUUGAAGCGGAAAACGGCAAACUCCACAAUGAAUAUGAGCGACUUCGCAAGGAGAUUGGCCAGGUUAAGUCCGAUCUGAUGCACCAUACAGAGUGCAACGACGAUAACAUUAAUCAGUGGAUUUCCAACGAGGCCAAGACGUACGUGGAUAAGCUUGUCCAGAAAGAGGAGCGACGGCGGAUGGGGAGCCUCAGCAGCUCGAAUGGAACUGUUGAAGAUGUUGAAAAUGCUCAAGCGGGGUUGCCCUUUGGAAUGCCAAGUAUGGCGUCUAGGGGCAAUCGCCUAGGGUAG